AUGGUGAUAGCGGCUACGUUUAGUGAAAAGGAGACACUCUUUAGGGAGCAAGCCUUUCCUCAAGGCCUGGAAUCUAGUGCCGAGAUAGAGCUCCCAGAGCCUGGAGACGUCUAUAAGCUAGCUAAUGAGACAGCGGUAGUUGAGAAGCUUGUUGCAGGGCUUAUUACGGAUUAUGCAGAGGCCCAAGGGCUAUUCCAUGAGGGCCAAUUUGGUGCGCGACAUCAACGCAGCGCGAUGGACGCCGUGGCAUGCCUUAUAGCGGAGAUAGAGCAUGCUUGGGGCGAGGGUAAGCUUGGAGCAUGCCUAUUUAUGGAUAUCAAGGGCGCUUUUGACUAUGUGGUCUGGAGCAAGCUUAGAGGGGGCCUCCGGGGCACGGGAAUGGACGGAGACUUAGUGCGCUGGGUGGCCUCCUUCAUGUCAAAUCGACGCGCCAUGCUUGUUAUUGACGGGCACAUUAGUGAGGAAGUCCCUAUAAGCUCAGGCUUGCCUCAGGGCUCACCGGUGUCACCAAUCCUCUUUGUGUUGUACGUACGACUAUUAGCAGCUGCUAUUGAGAGCGCAGUUCCGGAGGUGCGGGGACUGUCCUUUAUGGACGACCAGGGGCUAGUUACAGCAGCUAGCUCUAUAAGAGAGGCCUGUAAGACCCUACAACAUGCCGCCAAGGUGGCAAUCGAAUGGGGGUUGAGAACGGCGUUCAAUUUGACCCUAGCAAGACAGAGGCAGCCUUCUUUACAAGGCAGCGUGAGAGCCUAUUCAGGCGCAAUAUUAGGGGAGCAAGAAUAA
This is a messenger RNA of Talaromyces marneffei, 783 nucleotides long. RefSeq lists its product as uncharacterized. Lineage: Eukaryota; Fungi; Ascomycota; Eurotiomycetes; Eurotiales; Trichocomaceae. The transcript has 2 exons. The record is from RefSeq and is a predicted model, not a curated record. Bases 1 to 783 code for a protein of 260 amino acids.